GUGGGGCGGCGAGCUCCUCCGGAACCAGUCGCCACCCUCAGUAUCGCCCGAGCAGAGACACAAGCUUGGAAGAAGAAGAAGAAGAAAAAUCUCCGAUGUCUCCGGCCGCUUCGCACGCCGCCGUCGCCGCGCUCGUGCGCCUCCCUCCCCGCCCCGCGCGGAGCUCCCUGCGACAUCAAGGUUUUGGCCGCGUCGGAGCCUCGCCGCUGGCCGUGCGUGCGGCCAGGGACUCGGACGGGUUCAGGCCUCUGGUCUCUGAGAAGCCCGAGUGGCCGGCGCCGGCGCCGGCGAAGCGGGAGGGCCUGGAUGGUUUCGGCCGGGAGGCGAGCAACGGGGAGGAAGACGGGCAGGUGCAGGGCGAGCUGGCUCCGUGGAGCGUUCUCAACCAGCUCGGCGUCGAGCUGGAUUCUGACAGUUCAUAUACUGCUCUAGUCUAUGGGUCCUCCGCCAUUGUUGCUAUUUGGAUAUCAUCAAUAGUGGUUUCUGCACUUGAAUCAGUCCCUGUGGUUCCUCAGGUGAUGGAAGUGGUUGGCCUCGGCUUCACAGUUUGGUUCACCUCACGAUAUCUGAUAUUUAAGGAAAACAGGGACGAGUUGAUCACGAGAAUCGGCUCCAUCAAGAGGCAGGUACUUGGGUCUCGGGACGACUGAGCAAUUUUGCAGCGGUCUGUUGUAGUUCUAGUGCAAAAGAUGCUGAGAUAAUCUGGUACCCAUACCUGCUUUCCCUUUUUCGACCAAAAAUGUUCUGAAUGAUUAGUAUUUUAUUCCAGGCCUGCCUUGAGAUCGUGGUUGGUUUCUAGAUUAGUUUUAGCGAGUCGUGUCACCCGACUGUUGCGCCUUUCUGUCACUCCGUUCGAAUAAAGUGUAGGAGCAAUGCUGCCCUGUGGAGUUCCUUGCGUUGCAUGCGACCUUCUGGGGCUGCUAAUUAUUCAAGUCAUCGUUCAUGACGAUGUAUGUGGACAGCUUCGUCAGGUGGCUGCAAACAGUCUCUGUCGUGGGGUUCCAAUUGCAAUCAGAGAGGAGUUUU
Messenger RNA from Hordeum vulgare subsp. vulgare (domesticated barley), 1026 nucleotides. Its product is annotated as protein CURVATURE THYLAKOID 1D, chloroplastic-like. The transcript is spliced from 5 exons. The coding region runs from base 96 to 650 and encodes 184 amino acids. The record is from RefSeq and is a predicted model, not a curated record. Lineage: Eukaryota; Viridiplantae; Streptophyta; Magnoliopsida; Poales; Poaceae. Gene Ontology annotation, cellular component: thylakoid; chloroplast thylakoid membrane.